AUGGAAUCGUGGUGCAAAGAUAGGAGUCCAUACCCUAACAAUGUUAAUAGAUUCAAUCCUACCAGCUCUAUCAGUGAUGAUGGGAUGUGGAAAGAGGUCCCAGUGCCUAGUCGUCUCUAUUCGCGCCCUUCGUCAGAACGCCCACUUGCAGGUGUUCGGGUGUCCUUGAAAGAUAUAUUCCAUCUCAAAGGAUCCAAGACUACUAUGAUGAGUCGUGCAUACACAGCACUAUACCCAGCGCAAGAGAAAAGCGCAUCGUAUGCUCAGAAGCUGAUUGACCUGGGGGCCAUAAUUGUUGGAAAGACGAAGAUGACUCAAUUUGCUUCCUCCGAUGAGCCUACAGAUCAGUGGAUUGACUUUCAUUGCCCAGUAAACCCCCGUGGCGAUGAAUACCAAAGCCCGUCUGGAAGUUCUUCCGGUGCAGCCGCAGCAUUGGCAGGGUACUCGUGGUUGGAUUCUUCUGUCGGAGGUGACUCUGCUGGUAGUAUUCGAGCACCUGCAACCUGUAAUGGGCUCUUUUCUAUCAGGCCGUCUACCGAAUCCACUUCUAUGGAUGAUAUUGUUGUCAAUUCUCCCCAUUUCGAUGUGGUUGGAUUGUUCGGCCGCAGCCUAUCGGACCUUCAUCAUAUUGCCUCUCGUACUCUGAAUCUUAGCGAUGGCUCGACCUCAUUCCCAACGAAGAUCAUCUAUCCGCUUGACUUUUCCCCCCAUAGCAACCCUCAGCAUCAGGCGAUGGUAGAGGAAUUCGUUGGGGUCCUCGAGAGCUUCUUGGGCACUAAGAGAGUUGAGAUUAGCCUCGCGGACAGAUGGGAAGCAUGUCCCCCAUUGGAGGCGAAUGGCAAGCCACUGAAAGAAUACCUGGCGAAGGCUGGAGCUCACAAUCAUCUACAUAGAGUGCAUUCUGGUCUAUGUGCUAUGACUACUACCAUGGAUUUGACGACUUUCGAUCCGAGUACAAAACAAAAUUUGGAACAAUCCCUUUCGAAGGUCCAGUUGGGAAUUGGCAAGGAAGUUACUGCGGAAGAGUAUGCCGCAUACCGCCAAGAAUUGAAAGUGUUCCGGACAUGGUUUGUGGACAAUAUCUUCGCCCGGGAUCCAGAUACUCUGUCUGAUGCGAUUAUGAUCAUGCCAUAUGGCUCCGCCAACCCAAAAUAUCGAGAUAGGCCUAAUGGGUUGUUUCCCACUCCUUAA
Molecule: messenger RNA, 1191 nt
Organism: Penicillium verhagenii
Lineage: Eukaryota; Fungi; Ascomycota; Eurotiomycetes; Eurotiales; Aspergillaceae
Exons: 4
Coding region: 1-1191 (396 amino acids)
Source: RefSeq, a predicted model, not a curated record